Molecule: messenger RNA, 444 nt
Organism: Lycium barbarum (goji berry)
Lineage: Eukaryota; Viridiplantae; Streptophyta; Magnoliopsida; Solanales; Solanaceae
Exons: 2
Coding region: 1-444 (147 amino acids)
Molecular function (GO): RNA-DNA hybrid ribonuclease activity; nucleic acid binding
Source: RefSeq, a predicted model, not a curated record
AUGGGAAAUCCUGGAAUAGGUUCUAAUGGUUUUUGUAUAAGGGAUGAGAUAGGUGACUUAGUGUAUGCACAAGCAGAAGAGAUUGGACAUGUGACAAACAAUGAAGCUGAGAUUUGUGCAAUAGUACAAGCUGUGAGAUGCUGCAAUAGUAAAAAUCUUAAUAACAUUAUUAUUCAAACAGGCUCACAGCUUAUUCAGAAGAUUUUGGAAGAAGAAUGGAAACCCCCAUGGAAUAUAGCAGUGUGGGUGGAUGAAAUCAGGGAAUUAGUUGGACACAUACAAAUAUCAUAUACUCACAUUCUUAGAGAAGGUAAUAAAUUAGCGGAUGCACUAGCCAAUCAUGUAACUGAUAAUGGUAGGGUCGACAACAUCAUAAAUCCAACAGCAGGACCUGACGACUAUCACCAGAGCUCAAGAAUCGAGGAAAAAAUUUCUCAAGAUUAA